CAAUCAUCCUGUCACAGCGGGGCCAACAGCACGCUCAGCGGAAAAGGCCUUAUCUGAAAACACAAUGAGGGGGAGAUUUUCCCAUUCACAGCUUUACCUGCAAGGCUCUUUGUAUUGAAGGGCGGGACAUUCCCCGUAAACAGGCUGGUCGGUAGAGUGGUGGACGAAGGGGUGCCACGUUGCAAUGAUCCCGGACCAAUGCGGCUUACUCGAGCUGCUGUUGGAGUGCUGUCGUUCGUACAAAGAAGAACAGAAGAGGAGAGAGGAGCGGAACAGCUAAUCAGCUAAUGGAACUCUACCAGGUUGGAGGCAGUUUCCGUUGGAAUUUCAGGACCAUGGAUGGAGCUCCAUCCUGCUCGGAAUUGUGAAGAUCAAGCACAUUUUGGCACUUUCUUGUCCUCUUUUUCAGUGAAAAUAAUAGAAAAACUCUGAGCAUAUAGACAGGCUUCUUCCUUUAAUGCAAAAGCAGGACUGUUAGCCCGCACAGUGCGAUGGUCACAUGACUGCAGCAUGACCACCAGUCAGCCAAUCCACUGCUUCAGCUUGGCUUAGUGACCAAUCAGAGACCCCUUUCCACACAUGUGCGGCAUUUGCCAUGAAUCUGGCCGUGAAGCUGCGGAGGAACCUGAGGAGGCUGGUUAUCCUUCUCGCCACCUUCUGCAUGGUCAGUGUCAUCAUCUCCGCCUACUAUCUCUACGCAGGCUCUGCCCAGGAGCUGGACCUGGCGGACCGUGGCAUCGGCUCAGAUUGCGAUGACCUACGGGCGCUCCCUUUUCGGCAAGUCGAGCCACGGACGCCUAAGCCCAUGGACCCAUCGAGGAAAGACCCCGUGGUUCUGGUGUUUGUGGAGAGCCAGUACUCCCAGCUGGGGCAGGACAUCAUCGCCAUUCUGGAAUCUAACCAGUUCCGCUACCACGCUGAGAUUGCCCCAUGGAAGGGUGACAUUCCACCGCUGACCCACAAGGGCCGUGGUCGCUACGCGCUGGUCAUCUACGAGAACGUGCUUAAGUAUGCUGGGAUGGAUGCAUGGAACCGGGACUUGCUGGACAAGUACUGCGUGGAGUACAGUGUGGGUGUCAUCGCCUUCCACCGUGCUAGUGAGAACUCCCAGCCCGCCUUGCACCUCAAGGGCUUUCCGCUUAUGCUGCGGACCAACGUAGCACUGCGCGAUUGUUGUGUCAACCCUCGCUCACCCCUGCUCUAUGUCACAAGAGCAGAGGUGGACCGCGGACAACUUCCAGGGGAAGACUGGACCGUGUUCCAGUCAAACCACUCAACAUAUGAGCCGGUACUGCUGGCUAAGCCACGGCCUAACUCAGACAAUGCUAACAAGCAGAAUCAGGCAGGGCUGCAUGGGGUCCAGGCUACAGUGGUGCAGGACUUGGGACUCUAUGACGGGGUGCAGAGGGUGUUAUUCGGGCAAGGCCUGGGCUACUGGCUGCAUAGACUCAUACUGGUGGACGCCAUUGCAUACCUCACAGGCAGGAAACUGUCACGGUCGCUGGAGCGCUACAUCCUGGUGGACAUUGACGAUAUCUUUGUUGGGAAGAAAGGCACGAGGAUGAACGUGGACGAUGUGAAGGCUCUUCUGGAGACACAGAACAUGCUGCGGACUCAAAUUUCAAACUUCACCUUUAAUCUGGGCUUCUCGGGGAAGUUUUUCCACACAGGCACGCAGGAGGAAGAUGAAGGGGAUGAUCUCCUGCUGAAGUACGUGGAUGAGUUCUGGUGGUUUCCUCACAUGUGGAGUCACAUGCAGCCUCAUCUCUUUCACAACGAGUCGUCACUGAUGGAGCAGAUGAUUCUCAACAAGGACUUUGCACUGGAACAUGGUAUUCCUGUGGAUAUGGGGUAUGCAGUAGCCCCCCACCAUUCUGGAGUGUAUCCCGUCCAUAUGCAGCUUUAUGAAGCGUGGAAGAGAGCGUGGGGCAUCAGAGUGACCAGCACUGAAGAAUACCCUCAUCUCAAACCUGCCCGCUACCGCAAAGGCUUCAUACACAACGACAUCAUGGUGCUGCCACGUCAGACUUGUGGUUUGUUCACACACACCAUCUUCUAUAAGGAAUACCCUGGAGGCCCAAAAGAGUUGGACAAGAGCAUCCGAGGAGGAGAACUCUUUCUGACCGUCCUGCUCAACCCUAUCAGUAUCUUCAUGACUCAUCUGUCUAACUAUGGAAAUGACCGUUUGGGUCUGUACACGUUCGUCAACCUCGCCAACUUCUUGAAAUGCUGGACCAACCUGAGACUGCACACACUGCCUCCUCUGCAGCUCGCACAUUACUACUUCACACUCUUUCCCGAGCAGAGGAACCCACUCUGGCAGAACCCAUGUGAUGACAAGAGACACAAGGAUAUCUGGUCUAAAGAGAAGACGUGUGACAGACUCCCAAAGUUUAUGGUGGUUGGACCUCAGAAAACUGGCACCACAGCACUCUACCUCUUCCUCCUCAUGCAUCCCUCCAUCUCCAGCAGCUUCCCCAGCUCCAAAACUUUUGAGGAGGUGCAGUUCUUCAACACCAACAACUACCACAAAGGCAUCGACUGGUACAUGGAGUUUUUCCCCGUGCCAUCCAACGUCAGCACAGACUUCCUGUUUGAAAAAAGCGCCAACUACUUCCCCUCAGAGGACACGCCCAAAAGAGCCGCCGCGCUGCUCCCCAAAGCCAAGAUUCUCACUCUACUUAUCAACCCUUCUGAUAGGGCCUACAGCUGGUACCAGCACCAGAGGGCUCAUGAGGACCAAGUGGCACUGCGCUUCAGUUUCUAUGAGGUGAUUUCAGCCAAUCAGCACGCUCCGGCUGAGCUGCGCUCACUGCAGAACCGCUGCCUUGUCCCUGGCCUCUACGCCACACAUCUGGAGAGAUGGCUCACCUACUACUCACCCAGCCAGCUGAUGAUAAUUGAUGGUCAGCAGCUGCGGAAUGACCCUGCAGCUGUGAUGGACGAGGUGCAGAAGUUUCUGGGCGUUUCUCCAUACUUCAACUACUCCCAGGCUCUCACGUUUGAUCCUCAGAAGGGCUUUUGGUGUCAGUUGCUGGACGGAGGCAGAACCAAGUGUUUGGGUAAAAGUAAAGGCCGCAGAUACCCCCCGAUGGACGCAGAGUCUCGUGCGUUUCUCUCUCGCUUCUACAGAGAUCAUAACAUCGAGCUGUCAAAGCUUCUCCACAGGCUGGGUCAGCCUCUCCCUGCGUGGCUCCGCGAGGAACUCCAGAAAGUCAGGUAGCGCUAACCACACGCCUCGACCCUUCCUGCUGCUUCGGGGGUCAGAGGUCAAGGGAUCGUGACCGCAAAGGACUCCGAGCACCUGGACAGAGCACACCUGGAUGCUGAAGGGGGUGGAGAAUGAAAACAAAUCCACCAAUCAGCACGGAUGCUGGCCUGUAAGCCCUCGAACGGGCGUGCAACGUUGCCACGACAGCAUGGACACGGGAGCGUAUUCGGAGUGACUGCAUCAAACCUCAAACAUCAGAACAGCUUCACACACAAACACACACACACACACACACUACACACACACACUACUCCACCUGUCCUCCUUCAUCCUCCAUGCCGAGUAUUCAGAUUCUCCUGAAGGCCUCAUGUAGCUGGAUCAGGUGAUCAGGAGAUACAGGAUUAGGGCUUGAAUUAAAGUGAUAGUUCAGUGACAAAUCUAAUUUUCACAGUUCACCCAGAAUGUAAUGAUCAGCUCAUGAUAUGUUUGGUGUCUGAAGUUUCCUUCUUUAGUUUUGCGCUGGAGCUACAAGGCUAAUGUAGCUAAAAAGUAAUGGAAACUUUUGUGUAUGAAUUGGCAUUAUGCAAACUUUACAUAUUUACAUAUCAGCCUUGAAGAAACGUCGUUCCGUUUACUGUUUAAACUCGCUGUAAAAUGUGAGCAUGCAAGCAACAUCCCACCAAAACCCUAUACUAAAUAUACUCUAAAUAUACUGCAGCAUUUUUCACCCUUGAGUCGCAACUAUUUUGGAAAAAUAAUGGUUCGCUGGCUGCAUGAGCGACUUCUGAUUUAAAACUGAUGUUAGCAGAGACGUUAACGCUUUCAAAUGAAAGAGAAAGGAGCUGCUACUGUGCCACAUGAGGCAACAAGAAAUUUUUGCAUAUUCAACACCCUAUAAGAUUAUAAUUUCACCUAAGAAGACUUAAACUAAAGCUUUCAGUUCAGACUGUGAAGGGAAGUGAUUUCAGUGCAGAACAUGAAAAUAACUUGUAGCCAAAUCAUCAUAUCAGCCAAUCAGAUUUGACCACAAUCAAUAUUACCCACACUAUAAAACGGUCAUUUGGAAAAAAAUAGGCUAAAAACAAAACGUCAGUCCAGAAUGUCACAUCAUGCUGACAAGAAAAUGAAAUGAUUUAACUGUAGUAUUAAUUGACAUAGCAUCUUAUCUAUGAAAACACAAACAGCAGAUCAGACUCUGUGAUGACUGAUAAUAAUCAGGUCUGAUCAGAUCAGGGGUCGGAAAAUGAAUGGUGACCUCCCUAACUACACUGCAAGAUGAUGCCUAAAGUUGAAAACUGAAUUAUCUUGUGUAUUAGACUAAUCCAAAACACUUGGCCAACCAAAAUAUCCACGUGACAGCGGUCCUGUGGUCAAAACUGACCGCUGAUAAAGAACUAGAGGACAGCGGAGCUGAUAAAUGUGUGUAUGAAUUAAUCUCAAAGCGUAGUUUUUUUUCAACCAAUAGGUUUGAAUAAAAUAGAUAUGUAAUACAUGUCUUCUUAUGCUGUGAAAAAGACGUUGUCAUGUUGAUCAUUAGCCUCGAAACUCCAGUAUAAAACUAAAGAAGUAGACUUCAGACACCAAACACGUCUUGGCUGAUUGUCUACGUUUAGGAUAAGGAGAAAACUGUGUGCAUUAGAUUUUUGGUCAAACUCUUGCUGUGGACUCUAGCUCUUCAGGACUAGGGUCAGUCAUAAUGUGAAGUUUUUAUAGCCGCUGCUGAAAGACGUCAUUACCGCUCCAUGCUCAUCCUCAUCGAGCACCAACUGCGACGUUUAAAAGAAUUACUUUAUUGUUUUCAUUUUUCCUCCUGAGAACCUGCAGUUUAUUUUCUCUCGCACUGACCAUUACUCAAGUUCUAGAUUUGCACUCAUACAUGAACUCUUUACCAAACAACUGGUCAAGAACAGGGAUGGCACUGCAAAGGAAACGCACAGUCAGGCUGGACGCUGAUUGCGACGAGUCGUCGAUAAGCUGCUAGUUGAUGGAGUGAUGUCACUGACCGUCCUAAUCAAUACUGUUAAAAGGACUUGAAUGAACACGCGAAUGAAGCAAAAUCAAUUUAUUCUGAAUUAACAGUGAAUUAAACAGCUCGCUGCAGAUCAAAUCCUGAGAACAGUGUGUCUGUGGGUGAGUGAGCGCGCGAGUGGGUGUGUGCUUGUCUAGGUUAGCUAUAGCCAUGCUCAUUUGGCAGGAGCUGAUUGGUUCUUUGUGUGAAUUUUAUCCUUUUUAUUUUUCUUAUUUGAGAACGUUUGCCUCAUUUCCAAGAGAAAGUGCUUUGGAAAGAUGUACAUAACUAUAAAUAUAUAAAUAUAUAUUAAACACUGGAAAUAUGUUUUAGUAA
This is a messenger RNA of Colossoma macropomum (tambaqui), 5555 nucleotides long. It is a transcript of the gene ndst3, whose product is annotated as N-deacetylase/N-sulfotransferase (heparan glucosaminyl) 3. Gene Ontology annotation, molecular function: heparan sulfate N-sulfotransferase activity; deacetylase activity. Gene Ontology annotation, cellular component: Golgi apparatus. Lineage: Eukaryota; Metazoa; Chordata; Actinopteri; Characiformes; Serrasalmidae. Bases 596 to 3223 code for a protein of 875 amino acids. The record is from RefSeq and is a predicted model, not a curated record. The transcript has 16 exons.